UUUAGGUUAAAAAUGGAUAACCAGACAUUCAGAUACAGCACACUUUUAAUGGAGGGACUACAAGUCGCAAAUCAGUACAGACAACUUGCAUUCAUCUUCAUUUUGAUUGCUUAUAUAUUUAUUAUGGUCUUUAACAUAGGACUUUUGAUUCAGAUUUCAUCAGAAAAAAGUUUACGCCAGCCUAUGUUCAUUCUCCUCUGCAACUUGCCACUGAAUGAUGUUUUUGGGACUACUCUUGUUUUGCCUCGGUUAUUGAGGAACAUUUUAUUAGAACCCUCUGAGCGCUACAUAACCUAUGUGGAGUGUGUUAUUCAGGCUUUUUUUAUACAUUUGUAUGGAACAACAUGUCACACUACUCUAAUGAUCAUGGCCUUUGACAGAUAUGUAGCCAUAUGCAAUCCACUGCGAUACCCAGCUGUAAUGACUACUAAUAUGGUGGUUCAACUGUCGGCAGCAGCCUGGGGUGUUGGGCUCGUGCUGGUGGGAAUAUUGAUCAGCCUUACUGUGCGUCUGUCUUUCUGCAGAUCUGUGAUUGAAAAUCUAUUUUGUGACAACGCUUCACUGUUUAAACUAUCCUGUGAAAGUACAGUGAUUAAUAAUAUAUAUGGAUUAUCUUUUACCGUAGUUUUACUCACAUCCUCUUUGGGAAGUAUUGCAUUAACAUAUCUUAGAAUAGCAAUAGUAUGUUUCAAAAGCAAAAACAAAGCAACCAACAGCAAAGCCAUAAAAACCUGCUGCACUCACCUGGCUGUUUAUUUAAUCAUGAUGAUUUCUGGACUCACCGGCAUUACUCUUCAUCGGUUCCCUGAAUUGUCUGACAGUAGGAAGUUAUCAAGCAUAAUAAAGCAUAUUAUUCCUCCAUGCCUGAAUCCCAUAAUAUAUGGUUUGCAAGUCAAGGAAAUAAGACAGAGACUAUUUAAACUUAUUUCCAAGAGUAAAGUUAACUUCAUGUGA
This is a messenger RNA of Danio aesculapii, 954 nucleotides long. RefSeq names its product odorant receptor, family 70, subfamily A, member 4 (gene or70a4). Gene Ontology annotation, molecular function: olfactory receptor activity. The transcript has a single exon. The record is from RefSeq and is a predicted model, not a curated record. Gene Ontology annotation, biological process: G protein-coupled receptor signaling pathway. The coding region runs from base 13 to 954 and encodes 313 amino acids. Gene Ontology annotation, cellular component: membrane. Lineage: Eukaryota; Metazoa; Chordata; Actinopteri; Cypriniformes; Danionidae.